Chinchilla lanigera (long-tailed chinchilla) is the source of this 6203-nucleotide messenger RNA. RefSeq names its product adenylate cyclase activating polypeptide 1 (pituitary) receptor type I (gene Adcyap1r1). Gene Ontology annotation, biological process: adenylate cyclase-modulating G protein-coupled receptor signaling pathway; cell surface receptor signaling pathway. The record is from RefSeq and is a predicted model, not a curated record. NCBI's taxonomy places the organism in Eukaryota, Metazoa, Chordata, Mammalia, Rodentia, Chinchillidae. Gene Ontology annotation, cellular component: plasma membrane; neuron projection. Gene Ontology annotation, molecular function: G protein-coupled peptide receptor activity; peptide hormone binding; vasoactive intestinal polypeptide receptor activity.
CGCCUCCCUCCAGCCCCCAGCCUGGCUUCGCGGCGGAGGAGGCGGCGCCUCUCCCGAGGACCAAGCCGGGCUGGGCGGCCGCGCUGCUGGGGUGGCGAAGGCAGGCGGGGGGCGCCUCGCUCGGGCGCGCUCCUCGGCGCACUCGCUCCGGCCCGGGCGUCCGGAGACCCGCGCCGCCGCAGGCCCGCGGUGAGCAGCCUGUGGACACCUCGGACUGACGGGAAGAAGGGACGGGAGGCCGGUUGUGCUGGCUGAGAAGUGCCAUGGCCGGCAACCUGCAGGUCCAUCUGGCUGCUAUCCUUCUGUUGGCUGUGGCUGCUGCCAUGCACUCGGACUGCAUCUUCAAGAAGGAGCAAGCCUUGUGCCUGAAGAAGAUCCAGGGUGCCUACGACCUGCUGGGCUUGAAUGAGUCCUUUCUGGGAUGCCCAGGCAUGUGGGACAACAUCACAUGUUGGAAGCCAGCCCGUGUGGGUGAGGUUGUUGAGGUCAGCUGCCCCGAACUUUUCCGGAUCUUCAACCCAGACCAAGUCUGGGAGACUGAAAACUCCGACAAGGGCUUGGUGAGCCGGAACUGCACUGAAGAAGGCUGGUCUGAGCCCUUCCCCCAUUACUUUGAUGCAUGCGGACUUUACGAGAAUGAAACUGAGCCCGAGGACCAGGAUUAUUACUACUUGUCAGUGAAGGCCCUCUACACGGUCGGCUACAGCACCUCCUUGGUCACCCUCACCACUGCUAUGGUCAUCUUGUGCCGCUUUCGGAAGCUGCACUGCACCCGCAACUUCAUCCACAUGAACCUCUUCGUGUCCUUCAUGCUGAGGGCCAUCUCUGUCUUCAUCAAAGACUGGAUCCUGUAUGCCGAGCAGGAUAACAACCACUGCUUCAUCUCUACUGUGGAAUGCAAGGCCGUCAUGGUUUUCUUUCACUACUGUGUCGUGUCCAACUACUUCUGGCUGUUUAUCGAGGGCCUGUACCUCUUCACACUGCUGGUGGAGACCUUCUUCCCUGAGAGGAGAUACUUCUACUGGUACAUCAUUAUUGGCUGGGGGACCCCAACUGUGUGUGUGAUGGUGUGGGCUGUGUUGAGGCUCUACUUUGAUGACACAGGCUGCUGGGAAAUGAAUGACAGCACGGCUCUGUGGUGGGUGAUCAAAGGCCCUGUGGUUGGCUCUAUAAUGGUUAACUUUGUGCUUUUCAUCGGCAUCAUUGUCAUCCUUGUGCAGAAACUGCAGUCUCCAGACAUGGGAGGCAAUGAGUCCAGCAUCUACUUAACAAAUUUAAACCCGCGAGUCCCCAAGAAAGCCCGAGAGGACCCCCUGCCUGUGCCCUCAGACCAGCAUUCACUCUCUUUCCUCUGCGUGCAGAAAUGCUACUGCAAGCCACAGCGGGCUCAGCAGCACUCUUGCAAGAUGUCAGAACUGUCCACCAUUACUCUACGGCUGGCCCGGUCCACGCUGCUGCUCAUCCCCUUGUUCGGAAUCCACUACACGGUGUUCGCCUUCUCCCCAGAGAACGUCAGCAAGAGGGAGAGACUCGUGUUUGAGCUGGGGCUGGGCUCCUUCCAGGGCUUUGUGGUGGCUAUUCUCUACUGUUUCCUGAACGGGGAGGUGCAGGCAGAGAUCAAGCGGAAAUGGCGGAGCUGGAAGGUGAACCGCUACUUCACCAUGGACUUCAAGCACCGGCACCCGUCCCUGGCCAGCAGUGGGGUGAAUGGGGGCACCCAGCUCUCCAUCCUGAGCAAGAGCAGCUCCCAGCUUCGCAUGUCCACCCUUCCAGCUGACAACCUGGCCACCUGAGCCCUCUCCCUUGUCCUCUCCUGCCGCACAGGCUGGGGCUGCAGGCAGGUGUCUGCAGCGCAUGUUUGAGCCUCUUCCCUCCCCUUGGGCAGGCCCUGGCUGGAGCUUGGCUCCUCCCCAAGGGAGAGAAGGAGGCAAGGCACAAUCUGCUACUGCCCCUCCUAUUUUGGUACUGGCCCCACCCACCACGGUUCCCUGGGCCCUGAUUUGACAGUGUAAAUAACCCUCAAAUUUGGAAGUCUGUCCCAUCCUUGCUUCUCUCACCUCAGCCAGGCCCCACCUGCACCCCACUGUCUGGCCAGCCUUGGUGAUGGCCUGCCCCCAGGCAAGAGGCCUUGUGAGCUGAGGCUGGAGAGACCCUCCUCUGGAGAGGCUGGGGUAGGACCUGCCCCAACAGCCCCAUCGUGUCUGACUUCAGAUGUGGGCCCUCCUCAAGCCUGGGCCCAGCAUCAGUGUCUAGGGGUCUAGCUCCUGGUGCCAGCACGGUGGGACAGCCCCAGGGCUUUUUCAGUCAGAGACUUCAGUUGUGGGGUAAGGGCUGAGGGUCAAGGAAAGUUCUGGUGCUUUUCAUUUGAUCCAAGAAGAACUGAGAGCCAGAAAUGCGGGUACAAUUGGGAAGGAGGUGGAAGAGUUGGGAGACCCGUGGAAGACCUUCACCAUCUCUGAUAUUCUACCCCUGACUCAAGAUGGGCAUGGUUCACUUGGUAGCUACCCUUCUACCCCACCUGUCCCUGGGGAUACCCCAGAGAAGCUGCUCUCCAAUGACCCCUACCGUGGAGAGUCUCUGUAAGUCCCUGCCCCCAUUUCCCCUCGAGUCAAAGCCAUGUCUAGAAUGAACCAGCUGCCUUCCUGUGAUGUCAGCGUGUCCUCAAGCACCUUGCAUCUCCAUGUGCCCAAGUCCCCAUCCCGGGGUCCGCCCACCCUCCACCCUCACGGAUGAUGGCCCCAGAUGCCAGAUCUUCAGGCCUGGACUCAGCUACUGAACUCUCUUAGAGACCUCUGCAAAGACUUCUUUGGGUGCCCUGGGCAUUAGAUCCCAGCAGGCUGCUAGAAUGUCCUGAGGGGAUGACAUACCCACCAUAUUCAUUAGCAGAAGCUACUGAUGGUGGAGCAGCUACUCCCCAAUGCCUAUCCUGGCUCCCAGCUGCAAGUUGCACAACCAUGGCCAGGCACAACCAGGCUCUAGAAUGUAGAGAAAGUGCUGGGUGCCAUGGGCCCCAGUUCAUUCCACAAAUUCUUGGUCUUGUUCGUGUUUGUGUGUUUGAGGACUUGCUUCAUGAUCCUAUUGUGGAAUGCCUUGGAAGUUUGGUUGAGGGUGAUUUGGCUUUGCUCAGUUUCAUAAAGAGGAAGGAGCCCUGGGACUUGAGAUGUUUUUCUGGGAAAGGCCUGCAGAUUGAGUGGAUAGGACUCUUGUUUCUAUGAAUAGAGAUGAGUCCUGUGUCUUUGGCAGUGCAGUCAGCCCCUAGGUCUUUGGUAAAGCCAGAGGGAAAAAGGCCCUGAUGCUCCUUUCCAAGCACGUGUAGUGACUUUGGUCACAGGUGUGCAGUGGCCUUUCCAUCCUGCACCUGACCUUCUCAUCCCCUCACCUGCCCUGGGAGCCAGGUGUAUUACACAAGCAAGUAUCUGCUGAUCACCUGCACUUGAGAUGCUGCUUGGAAGGAGCUGUUGCCUAGGAUUCAGAGACCUAGAGUCUGCCUCAGUUUGGUUUAGAAUACUGUGAUUAUGGACAUGAUGCUUGUGAAGUGAGGUGGCUUCUGCUCCUUCUCCAGGCUCUGUACUUGAGCAGCCCUCCAGUGCAUAACUAAGGCAGGUAGAUGAGCGUGCAUCAGUGUAUCAUCUGAGGUUUAUGUGUAUGUAUGUGUGUAGAUAAAGUGGGGAAUACUGCUUAUGUUCCCAUUCUUAGAAACCAGAUGCCUUUCCCUUCUAUUUGGACACUACAGUAGUAGCUGGCAUCCUGGAGGGCAGGCUCAGGCCAUGGAUACUUGAACAGGUAUCUUGGCAUGAUGUGGUGACUCAUUGCUCUCUACCUGGCUGGGGCAGGUGCCAUGACUGGUAUCCUAGAUCCAAGGAGUCCCGUGGCUGUGGACCCCUUCAUUUGCCAUCACCCCACCAGCAGGUCUGCUUCACUGUGGAAGAAGAAACUGUGACUUUAUAUGUACAUCAUCGCCAAGCAGCAAAAAGAAAAUCUACCCUGAGUCUCACAUCCUGAACUGUUCCCUGAGCCCUGGACCUGAAUCUUCCUAGUGGUUCAAGUUCCUAUUGGUUAUUUCUCUGUCUGAAUGCUCUUUGUCAGUUUUGUGAGCAGAUGUAUGCUAGGUACUCUGAAGGUCCUAGGAGAUUCUGGUUUUCAAGGUCACAAUGCUCUAGGGGAACAAUGUCAGGUGUGGGCAAAACCUUUCCCUCUCUGACCCACUGUUUUCAAAUCUACAAUGGGCAAUAAGACUAGAGGAUUUGUAUAUAGCCAGUGCAUCCCCUAGAAUUCCCUAUGUAAACACCAGCUACCCCUUUGGAAUGAGCCCUGGGAAAGACUGCAGUAAUUGCUUUGAGCAAGAAAGGGUAAGAAACUGCUAUGUGAAGAGGGCUUCAGACAUUUGGCAAAGGUAAUUCUGGAGAGAAGUAGGAGGCUUGUUCCUGGGAAGGUGCUUGUUCUAUGUAAUCCUAAAGGACAGACCCCACCCUCACAGGAGACUGACUUCUCCUUGGGAUAACGAGGUAGAUAGCUUCCCGUCAUGACUGCCCGGCCAUAGGUUGGCAGGCAGUGUGUGGAGAGAGUCUCUCAUCCUGAGGGAAGUGGGGUUGUAAGUCAGGGAAGCUGAGGCUUCUGGGGAGCCAAUGGAGGGUCAGAAAGUGGGAUUUAGGAGGUUCAGCCCUCUUGUGGCCCCAGCACUGUGAGCCUCACGACUCCAAACUUGAGGCCAGACUGUAUUCCCCAUGGGCAGCACUGUGAGCCUUCUUGACAUGUCCAGUGGCCACAGCAAUUCCUCCUCUAGCCCCAUCUUCCCUGAACUGGGUUCUUGGGCAGUAGAAUAAGGGAGCUCAAGCUGGGCCCAAAGCUGGAAAUUUACCUGUGUCUGUGGACACUCACCAAAGCCUCAGCCUCUGGAUGUGCCCCUCUCUUCUGUGAGGAAAGACUGGAAGAGGCUCUGUCUUUAAUUCUUUGAGUACCCUUACCUCCUUCAGGCCCACUCCAGAGAGAAAAGCAGUGAGUACUUUGUCAUCAUCAACUCCCACUUGAGCCCAAGAAACUUGGAAACUGGCUGGAAAAGCCCGAGCAAAGAGCAGGGGACUUGGACUUAUCCCAGCUUUGCCACCUACCUGCUGUUUGAUCUGGACUCAUCCCUCUUACAUCUCUGGGGAGACUCACAAAAUACUAGAGCUGGGAGAAACAGAAAUCUUCGGAUCAGACCUCCUCCUUGGGCUGAUAAGGAAACCCAGAGGAAUCCAGCAAAAUGCUGGGUGAGGAAAGGGCCCCACCAAUAGGUGCCCAGCCCUUUACAGGACGAGAGUAUGACAUUGACCAUCAGCAUCCGUAGAAUUAACACUCCUCCUUGUGCAGAAGGCAGACUCUGACUAUGGAAAGUUGUCAGGACUCCAGACUGCAGGAGAAGUAAUGGAGUCAGCAUGCUGUGGGAAAACCUGUUCUCUAACCUGGGCUUCACCACCUGCUCGGUGACCCCAGGCUUACCCUCUCCUGCCACCUGUCUCCCAGCCUAACAAGUGGGGAGGACAUGAUUGCAUCACUGGUCCUGCAGGCCAACAUGAGGUUGAAGCUCAGAAGCAAAGUUUGGAAGCAACACAGAUGUGGGCUCAUUCCUGGGCAAGGGCCCCCUGAAAGGGACUCCAUGCUGUUUGCUGUUUGUCUACUUCUUUGAGCCCUUCUGAAUGAAAUGUUACUCCACUUGUAAAACCACCAGCAUUGGGGGUAAGGGGCUGGCCAGAGGGCUCUGGUGGACAGAGUUCAGCACUAUCUCCAUCAGUUUGCUUUCAAGAUGAGGAUGGAGAGAGUUUCGAGUGGGUGCUGUGAGCAUUGCCAUGCCACCUUCCUGGGAAUCCUGCAAGGACUUGGGACCUGCCUCAAAUGGGCUGCAUGCCCAUUCCUCCUGCUUUCUCCAAACUCCGAGUCCUGGGAUGUGUCUGCCUUUGACCAUGUGUGUCUUGUCUGAUGUCUGUCUUUUGUGGCUUUGCACCUGUCAGGCUGGAGUGGUUGGUGCAGCCCCUGGCAUCCCAGAUGUGGCUCCUGGCUCAUUCACGGGAGCCGGGCCACCUGGGUUUCAUCUCCCACAAUAAAGAUGAGUCCCCCAAGACCUUACUGCCCCUGCUUCCACCACUAAUGCUGUGCUCACAACCUUGUCCAGGAUUUUAAGAAUGUCAAAUUGCUAUAGCUGACUCAAUAAAUGUCUUACCAUUUUU